CGUCGUGACGUCAUUGCCAUUGGUUUCCUUCUACACACAGGCAGCCCAUUAAACCCGCAUCAUUUCAUCUUUUCUGGAUUACUUUAAACCCACAGUGAAGCUGCCAGUCAGAAGGAAGGGGAGUUGCUAUAUUUGAUGAUUGCUUUGGUUGAGUAAGUGACGGAAAAUGGACUCCUUCCAAGAAACGCAAGAGCGAUGCCACGGGUUUGCCUCCAACUAAACUCAAUUCAUCCUCAAAGAACUGAAUUUGUGUAGUCUUUAACAAAGAUCGAUUUCAUUUGAACACUCAGUUAUCAGUCAAUCAUCAGCAGCGAAGGUGAAGACGCUGGGUUUGCUCUUCUGUGAUAUAGGCACUGGCCCUCCACCCACCUCAAGAUGCACAUGAAUAGCUUAUUAAACCAGUGCACGGAGAUCUCCAGGAUGUGCGAGGUGGACGUUUCUUCUGAGCCCACCAGCCCGACGCUGUUUAGAGAGUCUUCGGAUACAUACUGCCAUGUGGACCGUUGGCAGAAAUUACGCACAGCUGUUCGCAAACUAGAGUUUUGGGAAAACUUCACGCAUGAGCUCAUUGGCAGUGGCUUCUUCUCAAAGGUUUACAAGGUGAACCACAAUACAACACGAAAAGUGAUGGUAGUAAAGAUCUACAAGAACGAUGUGGACCAGGACAGUAUUGUGCGAGAAAUCAGUCUUUUGCAGAAGCUCUCUCACCCUAACAUAGUGAGGUAUCUGGGUAUUUGUGUGAAAGAGGACAAAUUAUACCCUAUUCUGGAGUACGUUAGUGGCGGAUGUUUAGAGGAGCUGUUGGCCAGAAAAGACGUUCCUCUGUGCUGGAGAGAGAAAGUGGAUCUGGCCUCUGACAUCACCAGAGGAAUGAUUUAUCUGCACUAUAAAAACAUCUACCACAGAGAUCUUAACUCUAAGAACUGUCUGAUAAGGGUUACGGCCAGAGGCCGAGAGGCGCUGGUGACUGAUUUUGGUUUGGCUCGAGAAGUGGUUGAACUUCCUGCAAAGGACAGAAAGCUUUCACUUGUGGGCUCUGCCUUCUGGAUGGCACCCGAGAUGUUGCGUGGAGAGCCCUACGACCGAAAGGUGGAUGUAUUCUCUUUUGGAAUUGUUUUGUGUGAAAUCCUGGCUAGAAUCCCAGCAGACCCAGAAAUUCUUCCACGAACACAGGACUACGGCUUAGAUGUGUCAGCAUUCAGCAAAAUGGUCAGUGGGUGUCCUCAGCAUCUUUUGGAGCUGGCAGCCAGCUGCUGUCUGAUAGAGGCUUUCAGGAGACCCUCUUUCACAGAGCUUCAGGAGGAGUUGGGUGAAAUCUCUGAAAGUCUGGAGUCUGAUCUCACGACAGGCUGAGCUGCAGCAGGUGCUUCGGUAUCACAUCAGCCCUGCAAUGAACACCAACAGCUGGACACAGUCAAUCACAAACCCAGCUGAAGAUUUAUUACUGAGCUUUUUGCAUCGCAAGAGCAGCUUAAGGACAUUUUAUGGACUUGAAGCUUGGUGAGCUUCCCUCAUUACAGUUUAACUCAGCACAACUGUAUGUAGUUUGUUCUGCAUACAAUAUACAUUAUACACACUGUAAAAAGUGAUGUCAAAUCAACAUAUAUUUUAUUUUAAGUUAACUUAACACAUUAAAUUAAACUAUUUCAAAUUGUUUUUAUAAGUUAUGUCAACUUAUCAAAACUUAAUAAUAGUAGUUUGAAAUGACUUGCAAAACCAAGUUGUUUUAACAGCAUAUAAAACUGUUUCAGCUUAAGUGUGCCUAGCUGUUUGCAGUGUCAACAUUUCAAGCUAUGGACUUAAAAGUGUUUCUGGGUUUUAUAUUAAUACUUUUAUAUUUAAAAUAUCGGCACUUUAUCCAAUAGUUAAAAAAUGCAGAAAGCAUGUCAAUGGUUUCCAAUAACCAAAUAAGAUUUUUAGAGAGAAUUUGGUAAAAAUACAGUAUAUAUUAUUAUUAUUAAGGAAACAUUUUAUUUUGGUACUAAACUUUCAAUGCCAAAAUGCACAAAUAUAUAUUGACUGUUUUUUUUUUUUGUACUAGGACAAACUUGUUUGAAAAAGUCAAGAGAGUAUUUUCUUUACUGUUAAGCAGUUUAUACAAAAGCAAGUUCCUCGUUGUUGUUUUUACUUUCACUGUGAGCUAAAGUCAUGCACUUUGUAAACUCUCCAUAGAGCAUUGUUUUCUGCCUUUAAGGUGUUUGUGUUGCUAUGACUCACCAGUAGUUAUAUUUCAAUGCUCUGACUGAGUGUUUGGUGAUUUUUUUUUUCAGUGCAAUGUUUAAUCAAGCAACAAAGCUCUAACAAUUUAAGUUGAAUGCACAUCCUUCAUUGUUUAUGUUAGUUUCUUUCACCUAAUACAUUUAUAGUCUUUCAACAUUUUACGAUAAUGUGGCAUAAGAAAUUUGCGCCAAACUAUCAUGAUCAAGCUGAAUGAUGGUGCGCCAGGCAGAAAACGUUACAUUCUGAAGUUUAUUACUUGCCACCAAUGUUAUGGUUGUUCUUAUUUUGUCAAUUGUUUAUUAAUUAAUAUUUAUAUACAAGUUCAUAAAACAUUUUAUUAUGCUUUAAUGCAGUUGUGAAUUGUAUUUGGAGAUCUUUGAAGUUAACAUAACAAAAUCGAUAUUCUGUGCCUCUGAGAAUCUCAUACAGAGAAUAUUUUCAUGCUAACCUCAUCAUCAUGGGUACACAGACCCAAUCAUGUAAAGUCUUAAUCUUUCUGUUUGUAGUGUUUUUGUAAUACUUAGUGUAAAGAUGAAAGAAAGUGUAUUUGAACAGUGUUUAUUUUUCAAAUAAAACCAUUGAA
Molecule: messenger RNA, 2803 nt
Organism: Paramisgurnus dabryanus
Lineage: Eukaryota; Metazoa; Chordata; Actinopteri; Cypriniformes; Cobitidae
Product: dual specificity testis-specific protein kinase 2
Biological process (GO): protein phosphorylation; actin cytoskeleton organization
Cellular component (GO): cytoplasm; nucleus
Molecular function (GO): protein serine/threonine kinase activity; ATP binding
Source: RefSeq, a predicted model, not a curated record